Messenger RNA from Dromaius novaehollandiae (emu), 3790 nucleotides. RefSeq names its product WNT inhibitory factor 1 (gene WIF1). The record is from RefSeq and is a predicted model, not a curated record. Lineage: Eukaryota; Metazoa; Chordata; Aves; Casuariiformes; Dromaiidae. Gene Ontology annotation, molecular function: signaling receptor binding. The transcript has 10 exons. Bases 50 to 1174 code for a protein of 374 amino acids. Gene Ontology annotation, cellular component: cell surface; extracellular region. Gene Ontology annotation, biological process: anatomical structure development.
AGGCGCAGCCGGAGCGGCGGCGGCAGCGGGAGGCGGCGGCGAGCGGAGCAUGGCCCCAGCGAGCUGGCUGUGCGCGGCGCUGCUCUGCGGCGCCCUGAGCCUCUGCAGCGUGCGGGCCGCGCCGCGGCAGCCCGACACGCUCUACCUGUGGGUCGAGGCGCCGCAGGCGCGGGCGCUCAUCGGCUUCGAGGAGGACAUCCUCAUCGUCUCCGAGGGGAAGAUGGCCCCGUUCACGCACGACUUCAGGAGGGCGCAGCAGAGGAUGCCGGCCGUCCCCGUCAGCAUCCCCGCCAUGAACUUCACCUGGCAGGCGACGGGGCGGGCUGAGUACUUCUAUGAGUUCCUGUCUUUGCGCUCUUUGGAUAAAGGCAUAAUGGCUGAUCCGACUAUAAAUAUCCCUCUACUUGGAACAGUUCCUCAUAAAGCAUCAGUUGUUCAGGUUGGAUUUCCUUGCCUUGGGAAACAGGAUGGAGUCGCUGCGUUUGAAGUUAAUGUGAUCAUAAUGAAUUCAGAAGGCAACAUUAUUCUCCAGACACCGCAGAACGCCAUCUUCUUCAAAACCUGUCAGCAAGCGGAGUGUCCAGGAGGAUGCAGAAAUGGAGGGUUUUGCAACGAAAGACAUGUCUGUGAAUGUCCAGAUGGAUUUUAUGGACCUCACUGUGAGAAAGCUCUGUGUGCCCCUCGCUGCAUGAACGGCGGGCUCUGCAUUACGCCCGGCUUGUGCAUCUGCCCGCCUGGAUUCUAUGGCAUCAACUGCGACAAAGCAAACUGUACAACAACCUGUUUCAAUGGAGGAACAUGCUUCUAUCUGGGAAAAUGCAUUUGUCCUUCAGGAUUUGAAGGAGACCAAUGUGAAAUUAGUAAAUGCCAUCAGCCCUGUCGAAAUGGAGGUAAAUGUACUGGUAAGAAUAAAUGCAAGUGCUCCAAAGGUUACCAAGGAGACCUUUGUUCCAAGCCUGUCUGUGAACCCGGCUGUGGAUUGUAUGGCACUUGUGUUGAACCUAACAAAUGCCAGUGCAAAGAAGGCUGGCAUGGAAGACACUGCAAUAAAAGGUACGGCGGCAGCAUCCUGAGCGCCCUGCGGCUGGCGGGCCCCAAGCACCGGCAGCACACACCUUCGCCGAAGAGGGCUGAGGAGAGUCACGUGCCACCCGAAUCCAACUACAUCUGGUGAGCUCGGACAUCUGAAAUGGUUUGUGCCACACAGCAGAGUUCGUAGCCGUCGUUAACCUUUCAUGGAUUGAAUGUUUAAAAUGCUGUUCACUACAGUUGAGAGAGAUUACUGGCUGGAAUUUUAUUAGCUUCAUUAUAAACCACUGAGCUAAUACUUACUACUUCUUUUAAGUUUUAUAAAUACUUCUAUAGCAUGAUUAUAUAGGCUUCUUCUUUCAGUGCUUUGGAUGGUGUUUUGUACUAUAUUUCAGUUAUGUUUAAACUUCCUUUUUUGAUUAUAUAGCUGCAAAUAUUUUCCAAAAAUUAGUUAACAGUAUUCCAGCAGAGACACUCGUAGGUGCUAACCUGAAUCAUUUCAAUGACUACAGAUUUAGCUGGCUUAAGACAAAGGCAAGAUGUCCUCUACAUUUUCGCAAUUGCGUAUUUAGACUUUUCCCUAGGAAAAAUAAAUAAAAUAAAUGAGAGUUACCGAAUUUAAAAACAGAAUAACUCAAUUCGACAAUAUUUUUGGUCUUUCAGUUUUGCAGAGUACCGUGUAUUAAAAAUACACUGUGGUAGUGCCAUUUAAGCGUCAUAAUAUAUUGUAAACAAAGUAGAACUAUAAUGUAUGAACUUUUUGCAUUGGCUCGAAGCAAUAUAAUAUAUUGUAAACAAACCAGCUCUUAUGUAAUAAACUUUUUAUACCGGUGAUCAUGUAUAACAUAAAGAUGCUGCUUUAGUUUUCCGAGUCGUGAUCGGUGUGGUCGGCUCCAGCCACAGGAGCGUGGGGCGGGCAGGACGGCUGCUCUGGACACCUUCCUCGAAAUGCGGAGGCAACUGCAAGAGUUUCCCCAUCCCUGCUUCCCACUGCUGCAUGCUGAUAAAUCACUGCCAACAGCGAGCCUGUUCGCUCCUCAGCUCUGAAAAUUAUCUCGGAAGAGCAAUUUCUUCCAGUGCCUUUGGAGAGGAGGGGUGGCACCGAAGGAUGGGCAAUGCCAGAGGCAAGUCAGUGCGAGGUGCAGCGUGUGAGCUGCCCUGCGGCGCUGUGCCUGCGGCCGUGCCGGCGGCGGGGAGCAGCGGCCUCCAGCCCCUGCCUCCAGCUUGUGCUUUCCAAAAAGCUCCCUCUUCUAAUGAAAAUAGGAGAGAAACUGGGGAGCACAAGGCACGAGAGAAGACACUUGGGCUAUGAAAGCUCUUCUGGGGGUGUGGGGGGAUGAGGAAAGGAGGAUUUUUUGAUAUUUUCCUUAAAAGUGAGGACAGAAGGAGCUUAAUUUUAUGAUGAGGUGAAAUGGGUCACCCCUCACCAUCUCCUGGCCACGACGACUGAUUGCUUUGCACGGAGUGAUGCUUCCUUGAAGAGAAACUAUUUUGGAAAUGAAAGACUGGAUCAGCUGAAUUUCCCUCGCUCUCAUUAGUAACCUAAUAUACAUUUGUAAGUUUGUGAGCACGGUUUUUGUGUUGCUUUAAUCUGCUUGCUUCUUCCCUACUCGGCUGUAUUUAUUGUCAUGCCUGCUAAUUCUAGCCUUUAUUAAAGGACCUACCAGUCUGCACAUCUACUGCUCUGCGCGUCCAGGAGCCCUUGGUGAACAUGGAUGUCGCAUUUGCUGUCACUUUUUGCUCUUUGUAUAGCAAAGAUUGGUUUAAGUGAUUGGGCACACGCUACAGUAAAAGGCACAGAAAUUCCGUACUUCAGAUUCUGCAGAAAUUUUGGCUGAACAUUUUCUGAUCCUGUCGAUUUCUUGUAAAAUGCCCUCUUAAAAAUAAUGGGUAUUCUUUUAAAAUGAAUAAUUAAUUUUGCCACUUGUUCUCAUGACAGUAAAUGCUACUUCUUUGCUUUUUGAAUUUCGCCACUGAUUUUGGGAAGGGUCAUUAAUCAUUAGUAGAAUAUGGUCAGAAAAGUUACAAAAGGAAGAAAAAACCCUGAAGGCUUGCAGUGUGUGCACACUGUAACACAACUGGGUUUUUUGAGUAACAUCAACUUUCUACAAGCCAAUUUUCUACCACUUUUUCUUUUAUGCCAGUAUGAGCCCAAAGCAAAUUUCUUGUGUAGAGGAAGUCCCCUGUUUCAUAAAAGUUUUAAGUCAAAGUUCACAAUAUAUGAUAAUGCUAUGAGAAAAAAUAAUUCUUCAAAAAAAGUCCAGCGUAAUGUUGAAAAUAAUUUUACCAUUAGAAAAUAAACUAUAGAAUUUAUUACACCUUAUCACUGGACUGUGUAUAUAUGGGGGAAGCAUAUAUAGGUGCCACAGGUGAAAAUCAGUCAAAGAAAAAUAUGAAGAAAAUUCAAAAUACCAACCUAUUAUGACAUCUCAGACGGCAACUGCCUUUUUAACAGUAUUUGGAAAAGGUUUGUAGCUAGCUAGAGAGAUGCUGAACAUUGCACUGGUAGGCAGCAAAUAGGAGAUAAUCGAAACUGGUAAGAGAACCAAAAAAAUGUCAAAUUGCUAUAGCUCUAUCCCAAAAGUCUCAGUUUAAGCAACUGACAAAAUUAUAGUUUUAUAGAGUGCUUCUAAUUAAUGGUCCGAUAAUCGGGAUAUCUAAAGUAAGCAUUCUGCUAAGUGCCGGUGUGCACAACAGUUUGUUACUGGACGGACAAGCAAACACAUAAGGCACAGAAAUAAAGCGGACACAGAAGCCCUAA